Molecule: messenger RNA, 6055 nt
Organism: Dermatophagoides farinae (American house dust mite)
Lineage: Eukaryota; Metazoa; Arthropoda; Arachnida; Sarcoptiformes; Pyroglyphidae
Source: RefSeq, a predicted model, not a curated record
UGAACAUAUAUGGUUUGUUGUUUUGAAAUUGAUGCUUUCACCAUUUUAUGUGUUGUUGUGUGAUAUUAUCUCAUCUCAAUGACAAUAAAUGGACUGGACAAUAAUCUUCUACAUUGUUUCCCAUCGUUGGUCAUCAUCAUCAUCAUCAUCAUCGUCGUCGUCGUUUUGGUUUUCUCAUUGUGAAUCUCUCUGUGUUUUUUUUUCAUAAACGAAUUUAUUCAAUGUUUUCAUUUUCAGAUGGGAAAUUAUAAUUUAGUGAAAAAAAAGAGUUUGGAAUCUGUUUGUGAUAACAUUAAAAAUGGAAAAAUCAAAAAAAAAAAAAAGAAAAUUUUUUCCCAUUUUGACGUGAAUUAUCCCUCGAAUAUCAUAUGUUGGUGGUGGUGGUGGUGGUCGUUGUCUAUCACCAGUUGUUUUCCCAAUGACGCUUUUUUUACGUUUGACGUUUUGCACUUUUUGUUUUGAUUCAUUAUCAUUGAAUCCCAGAAUGUAAAUAUUCUGCCACUGCCGCUGUUGUAUAUGUACGCAUAUACAAAAAAAAAAAAAUGAAAAUGGAAUCGAAACAAAAUAUUUUCACCAAUAACGGAAUCAACAGUUGUUCAAUACAACAUUAUUGGAUGGAUAAUAAUGAUAAUGCAAAAGAUCCGAUAACGAUCCAUCAUAAAAUGGAUGAAUCAUCAUCAACAACAACAACAACAACAGUGCCAAAUUCAUUAAAAUCAACAACAAAUUGUUCAAAUAAACGAUUAUUAAAAUCAAGUGAUAUAAUAAUGGCCAAAUCACCAGCAAUAAGAAAUAAUCGAUACACAUCAUUAUUAUCAUCGUUUUUAUUAUUUACAAAACAUCAUCAUUAUCGACAAAAAAAAUUUUCAUUACCAUCAUCGUCAUCAUCAUCAUUUUAUUUGUAUAAAAAUAAAUCUCAAAAUGUGAUGUAUAAUACAUUAACCAUUGUGAUGAUUAUGUUCAUUAUGCCAGCCAUAUUAUCAUCAUUAUUAUUAAUGGCCAAUAAUACUGUUCAAGGGCAACUUUAUAAUAUUAGCUGUCCAAAUGUUAAUCUAAUACCACGUUUAACAAUGCCAACAAAAUCUUCAUCAUCAUCAUCGUCAUCUUUAAAUAAUUUACAUUUAAAAAAUGUUAAUUCAUCAAUAAAUCAUCACAUCAUCAUCAUGAUUUUAUCAUGUCAAAUCAUCAUCAUAUGAUGAUGUUAACACAACCUGAAUGUGAUUGUACGGUCAAAGAUGAAGGUGGAUGGGAAAUUACCUGUUUUCUUAAUGGUAACGAUUUGAAUGUAUAUGAAGAUUCACUUUCAUCAACAAAUUCUAUGGCUGAUAAUCAUGAUAUUAACGAUGAUAAUAAAUGGCUUGAAUCAGAAGAUGGCAUUGAAUUUGAUUAUGGUGGUGAAAUACCGAUUGCAUUCAUUGUUAAAUAUGAUGUACAACAUCAAACGCUGAAAAUUGAAUGUGAUAAAGCAGUACCCGCAUUUAAACCUGCAUUAUUUCAAGGUUUUGGAAUCGAUCGUAUCGAUAAUUUUGUGAUUUCAAAUUGUGAGCUUCCACAAACAUUACCAUUGAGUUUUAUAUUGGAUCGAACACAAACAUCAACCACACAAAAUGGUGGUGGUGGUGGUGGUGGUUUUCAUUUGACAUCCACUGUUGGUACACAUAGUUUCACUAUCAAUACAACAACAAUCGGACAACAAUUUUUGGAUACGGUACCAUCCAUCAAAACAUUAGUGAUUAAAUCACGUAAACGUGUUAGUGUUACGCAAUUAAAUACACUGUUAAGUGAUCUACGAACAUUGGAAGAAUUACAAUUGACCGAUUUUGAUCUUAACGAUAUUGAUAGCUAUGCUAUUGAAACAUUUGACACACAUUUACCACAAUCAUCAUAUUCAUCCAUCAUAAACGGUUUCAACGUCAAUCAUCCGAAACGAAUCAAACGUAAUGAACAUUUAAUUAACCAUAAUGAUGAUGAUGAUGAUGAUAAUAAGAAAGAUUCAAUAAUUGUCACUACUACUACUAAGACCACAGAUGAGAUGCCUUCAUCACCAUCUGAUAACCAGGCAACGACGACAGUUUUACCAUUAAAUAUAGAAACAACAUUAAAUAGUGGCGGUGAUAAUGAUGAUAAUGUUUCAGAUUUGACAACAACCGUAUUACCAUUACCAUUACCUCCAUUAGGACGAUCAUUAUCGAUUUCAGAUCCGCCAUCCCCAGUUGAUUCAUCUGAAGAUAAAAUUAUCAAUGAAACAUUAAUUACAACGAUUAAUACUGCUGCUUCUGAUGAUGAUGGUAUUAGCAUAAAAUCGCUAUCAUCACCAUCUGCUGCAUUACCAUCCUCAUCAACUUCAACCACAGUCAAACCAAUGACAACAACGGUUAUGUCAUCUGAUAUCAAUCACAUUGAACCAGAAGAUACGAUUAUCAACAUGACUUCAUCAUCAUCAUCAUCAUCAUCAACAGCUAUUGAUGAUGAAAAUGAUUCAAUUAAUUUUGAAGAAGAUAAUAUUAAUGAUGUAAACAUUGAAAAUCGACCAAUCAUCGUUUUGGAUGAUAAUGUUUUGAAUUUGGCACGUAUACUGCCAAAUUUAAAAGAUCUUCGAUUGAAAAAUUUCAUUAAAGAAUCUAGUAUACCGAAUGUUAUGUUUCAAGUUAUCAAUGGAUUGGAUAAAUUAGAAUUUCUAGAAUUACGAUCCAAUCAUUUGGAAACAAUACCUGCUGAUGCAUUUGCAUUUGCUGGCUCAACAUUGAAAAAACUUUACCUGUCACAUAAUUCUAUCAAACACAUUGAUGCCGAUGCAUUCACCAAUAUAUCACAUUUGGAAAUUUUAGAUAUUUCACAUAAUCAUCUGAUACACCUGAAUGAUUAUACAUUCAAACCGUUGAAAAAUCUACAAUUCUUGACAAUGUAUCGUAAUCAAUUUCAAAAUCUAAGUGAAUAUCUAUUUCAAGCGAACAAAAAGCUCAUUUCUUUAGAUAUCAGUCAAAAUAAUCAACUGGAACCAUUGCCUGCCCAACUAUUUCAUGGAUUGACAAGUUUAUCGAAUUUAUCGCUUGCACAUUGUAAUCUAACAUCAAUCAGUGUUGAUACACGGCAAUUUUUUCGUAAUAUUCCCAAUUUGCUUUCACUAAAUGUGAAAAGAAAUCAAUUGAAAAAUCUUACAUUGAAUGGUUUAUUCGCAUGGAACGCUAAAUUGUCAAAAGUAGAUUUCUCAUCCAAUCAAAUUGAAAUUAUUAGUGCCGAUAUUUUUACACUAAAUUCAACCGAAAUCAUUGAAUUAAAUUUGAACAAAAAUCUAUUGUCAGAAUUGCCAGAAAAUUUAUUUAUUGAAGCACGUAAAAUCCGUAAACUAUCCGUAUCAUCCAAUCGAUUGCGACAGAUAUCACCGAUGACGUUCAUGGUAUUACGUGAACUUGAACAGCUAGAUUUAAGUCAUAAUUUUAUCACUACGACCAAUACAAUUGCAGCCAAUGCAUUGCCAUUUGGUCUUGGUGGUUAUUUACGAAAAAUUGAUCUAUCAUAUAAUCAGCUAUUUGAUUUUGAUGCCGAUAUACGACAAAUGAAUUGGAAUUUUUAUCUUCAUAUUGCCGAAAUAAAUUUACGCAAUAAUAAUUUCACCGGUACAUUAUGGGUUCCAAAUCAAAUGGCAUCAUUGGAAUCACAAUUUCAGCUAGACGUCAGUAAUAAUCAAUUUGAAUCAGUAAAUGUGCAGGAAAUUUUAUCUACAAUACCAAUCAAUGAUCGAUCACAAGCUUCGAUUACGAAAGAAACUUUAGUUCGAUUAGAUAAUAAUCCACUUGAUUGUGAUUGUCAUCUAUUUCCAUUUCUGAACUACACAAAAUCUGUUGGCCGUCUCUAUGGUAAACAUUUCGAUACGAUCAAUAGAAAAAUUUUGUUCAUGAUUGAUGCAAAUCCAAAAAUUACUUGUCAUAGUCCAGAAAAUUUAAUCAAUCGUCCAUUGGAUAAUCUUAAAUUAAGUGAAUUAAUCUGCCCGAUUGAUGAUGAACGUAUUUGUCCCAAACAAUGUGAAUGUAAAUAUCGAAGCUCAGAUCGUUCAGCUAUUAUUAACUGUGAUAAUCGUGAUAUUUAUGACAUUCCAGCAGAAAUAAAUCUAUCUAAACAUUAUAAUAUAUCAUUAAAAGAUUCGGGUAUCGCUACAUCUGUACAAGGUGUUAUAUUUCAACUUCGUGAUAAUCAUAUUCAAUCCAUUGAUAAUUUGGAUACAAUGAUCAUGUGGAAUGAAUCUGGAAACGAUAAUAAUAAACCAUUAUAUGUGGAAAUUUUAUUGGACAAGAAUAAUAUAAGCAGAUUAUCAUGGGAUCCAUUGACAAACAAUACAAUUGAUUCGAUGGUUUUAGUGAAAAAAUUAUCCUUGCAAAACAAUAAUAUACAACGAAUACCGUUGACAGUGAUGGAGAAUUUCGAAAAACUUGUCCAAACUAAUCAUACACGAAAAUUACCACGUACGAUAAAACCACGUUUGUUUUUAGGAAAUAAUCCUAUUGAUUGUUAUAAUGAACCAUUACCACCGGGUAGUGAAUGUUAUAUACGUGAUUUUAAACAAUGGCUUUCAAGUCAUCCCAGUUUGAUUGGCGAUGUCAAUAUGAUCCGAUGUGAUCGUGAAACAAUCGAAACAAAUUCAUCUAGUUUGGUCAUUGUCAAUAUGAGUGAUGAACAUCUUUGUCCGGUUUUGAUACCACCAACAAGCAAUACAACAUUGAUGGCAUUAUCAAUCAUCUGUGUGGUACUGGCAUCAUCAUUAUUUGUCGUUUCUGUUCUCUAUUAUCGUAACAAACAAACAAUAUUGGCAUUCAUUUACAUUCAUCUGAAUCCAAUAUUUAUCUGUUUGAAUUUCACUGAAGAUGAUUUGGAUGAGGAAAAAAUUUACGAUGCAUUCGUAUCAUAUUCAAGUUCAGAUCGAGAUGUGGUGAUGGAAUUGAUUGAAAAACUGGAAAAACCACAUGAUAUGAAUGAAGUUAGUCUGAUUCUACAGAAUGGACUGUCUAUUCAUGAAGGUAAAGCGGAUCAAGUUGUACCGGAGAAUGUAUUUAAAAAAUCAGCCACAUUAAAAUCAACGACUAAAUCAACGAUGGAUGUGGAAAUGGGUAAUGGUGAAAAUAAUAAUACCUAUAGACUUUGUAUACACGAACGUGAUUGGUUACCAGGAAAUCUUAUAAGUUGGAAUAUUGUAAACAGUGUUCAAAAUUCAAAACGCACAAUUCUAAUAUUAUCGGAAAGUUUUAUUCGAUCCAUUUGGUUUCAAGUUGAAUUUCAUACUGCCUAUUAUCAAAUGUUAGAAGAUAAAAUGGAUCGUUUAAUUGUUAUAGUACGUGGUAAUCUACCACCCAAAGAAGAGCUGGAUAAAGAUCUCAAUUUUUUACUAACAACAAAAACCUAUCUAGUAUGGGGUGAAAAAUGGUUCUGGGAAAAACUUUAUUAUGCAAUGCCACAUAAAAAACAUCGCCCAACAAUGAUGAUGACAAAAAAUCAAACGGAAAAAGAUAAACUGACAGCUGUAAUGUCACCAACGAAUACAAUGAAAUAUAAUGGUUCAUCAACAUUGAAUGGUCGAUUGAAUGGUGGUUUGAAUGACAAUUGGUCAUCAUCAUCAUCAUCAUCAUCAUCAAAAUUGAAUGCAAAAGCUGAAGCUAUGAAACAAUAUGUAGAUAAAACGAUUGCAAGCCAUUUUCAAUUGAAUUCAUAUUCACCAAAUUCAUCCAUCAUUACUGACCAUCAUCAUCAUAAUCAAAAUAAUAAUAAUAAACAGGCAGCAUCACAACAAUCACCAAUUGUAAAUGGCAAUUCAUCAUUGGCAUCCAAUCCGAAUAAUAAUCGACCGGCACCAAAAAGUUUACGAAAUUCUGGAACACUAGCAACGGCUACACCAAAUAUAUUGAAAGAAUUCAAUAAUGGCAAUGGUAAUAAUGAAGGAAUCGAUAAUAAAAGUUUUAUCGAUGAAACUCAUACAUAAUAUGUCAACACAAUUGACUUUUUAUUUUCAUUUUUUACUAUUAUUGUUGUAUUUUUAAAUAAACAAUGUGUACAUAGAAAAUUGUUG